UCCUCAUCCAAAUAGCCUCUCCUUCAAAGCCACCGUUCUCUCUCUCUCCCCUCCCCCAUAAUCUCAACGACAACACUCACCAUCUUGAAGCUCAUAUCUGAAAGGCAUCAUGGCGAUUUCUGCAUUACCUUCGAGCCAGUGCUGCUCUUCCUCCUCUGGUUUCGCUCCUUCGAUUAGAUAUCUCAUCAGUAGCAGAGCCACCAAUCUGAACACCAGCUCUUUGUCUUCUUCUAUGCUGCCAUGGAAGAUUUCAUCAAUGGCCCAUCCCAAGGAGCUCUCACUUUCCUUCAACUGCCCACAACCAUCACCGCUCAAAGGUGGAGGAAGAAGGGUAGUCUGCAUGGCUUCCUGGGACGGGUCCCUCUCCACCGUUCGUCUUAUCAUUCAAGGAAAGAACCUAGAUUUGUCGGAUUCUGUGAAGGAAUAUAUAGAGGAGAAGGUGGGAAAGGCCGUACAGAAACACAGCCAUCUUGUUAGAGAAGUCGACGUCCGGCUGUCUCUUCGGGGUGGCGAAUUCGGAAGAGGCCCUAAAGUUCGGAGAUGCGAGGUGACUCUGUUCACCAAAAAACACGGAGUGGUUCGAGCUGAAGAAGACGCAGAAUCGUUAUAUGGGAGCAUAGAUUUAGUUUCUGCAAUUAUACAGAGGAAGCUGAGGAAGAUCAAGGAAAAGGAUUCUGAUCAUGGGCGACACAUGAAAGGGUUCAACCGCCUUAAGGUUCGGGAGCCCGAGCCAGAAAUGGUUGCUGAUGAUUUGCAACCCAUUCCUGCUGAGGAGGAGACCGAAGAUAUAAUAGAGAAGGUUGUACGAACUAAAUAUUUUGACAUGCCUCCAUUGACUGUUGAUGAAGCCGUACAGCAAUUGGAGAACAUAGAUCAUGACUUCUAUGCAUUCCGCAAUGAGGAGAGUGGAGACAUAAAUAUUGUCUACAAAAGAAAAGAAGGAGGCUAUGGCUUAAUCUUGCCAAAAGGCAAUGGCAAACAUGAGAAAUUGACUGCACCAACGGCAACGGAAAAAGUGAACGAGACCGUUGCUUUAGAAUGAGAGGCAGGCCAAGUAGGUUUUUUUCGUAUUUUUUUCCCGUCUAGAGCAGUUGGCCUGCCUCUGUUGUAAACCUCUGGCUGCCAAUUUUUCUGUCAAGAAUUUGCCCUGUACUUUUUUUUUUCUUCUGUCAAGAAAACAGACGUUUCCCCUAAUGCAAUGCUGGCUGUUUUCUUCC
Molecule: messenger RNA, 1217 nt
Organism: Nymphaea colorata (pocket water lily)
Lineage: Eukaryota; Viridiplantae; Streptophyta; Magnoliopsida; Nymphaeales; Nymphaeaceae
Product: ribosome-binding factor PSRP1, chloroplastic
Exons: 5
Coding region: 110-1042 (310 amino acids)
Biological process (GO): primary metabolic process; negative regulation of translational elongation
Cellular component (GO): cytosolic small ribosomal subunit
Molecular function (GO): ribosomal small subunit binding
Source: RefSeq, a predicted model, not a curated record